AUGAGCGCCGGGUGUCCGCGGAGAUGUGAGCGGGAGAGCGGGAUGAGUGCCAGGUGUCCGCGGGAUUGUCUGCGGGAUGAGCGGGAUGAGCACCGGGUGUCCGCGGAGAUGCUCGCGGAGGAAACGAGCGCUGAGUGUCCGCGGGAUGCUCCCGGGGCCGGACUGUCCGGUGAGCCGCCCCCCGGCAGCGACAUCGUGCACCCCAUCAAGGUGGACGAGCGCGGAUCUUUCCUGUCCUACGACCUGUCCCACCGAGCCCUUCACCGCCGGUCUCCCCUCUCCUGGAGCAAGCUGCCCGCCUUCUACGAGCUGCACUACAAAGGGCAGCCCCUGAAAUUCAACCUGAGCCUCAACAGGCACCUCCUGGCGCCGGGCUUUGUCAGCGAGAGGCGUUUCGGGGGCAUCGCCGGUGCCAAGAUCCAGCCCCGCUCGUACAACUCGUGCCAUAUGAUCGGGGAGGUGCGGGGCCGGGCGCUGCAGGGCGGGCUGGCUGCCCUGAGCACCUGCGAUGGGCUGAAAGGUGUGUUCCAGCUCAUGAACGAGGACUAUUUCAUCGAGCCCGUGUCCGGCAGCCCUCGGGAGGAGGGAGCAGCACAGCCCCACAGGAUUUACAAACGCCAGGUGCCCCCGGGCAGGGCUGGGCAGGGCAGGAGCCCCCCGGCCCCGCUGGAGUUCUGUGGUGUGCCAGAGUCUCAGGAGAGCCUGGAGCAGUCAGAGAGGAGCAGGGAGAGGUGGGAGCAGAGGCAGCACAGGAGGAGGAGGAGGAGGAGGAGGAUCAAGCAGCGCUCCAUCAGCAGGGAGAAGUGGGUGGAGACCCUGGUGGUGGCAGACCCCAAGAUGGUGGAGUUCCAUGGCAGUGCCAACGUGGAGAAGUACGUGCUGACCGUCAUGAACAUGGUGGCAGGGCUGUUCCACCACGCCAGCAUUGGGAACCCCAUCAACAUUGCCAUAGUGAGGCUCAUCCUGCUGGAGCACGAGGAGGAGGACCUGAAGAUCUCCCACCACGCAGACAACACCUUGAGAAGCUUCUGCAAGUGGCAGAAGAGCAUCAACGUGAAGGGAGACUCCCACCCCCUGCACCACGACGUGGCCGUGCUGCUCACCAGGAAGGACAUCUGUGCUGCCAUGAACCGGCCCUGCGAGACCCUGGGGCUGUCCCACGUGGCUGGAAUGUGCCAGCCCCACCGGAGCUGCAACAUCAACGAGGACACGGGGCUGCCCCUCGCCUUCACCGUGGCCCACGAGCUGGGACACAGUUUUGGGAUUCAGCAUGAUGGAAGCAGCAAUGACUGUGAGCCAGUUGGGAAAAGACCUUUCAUCAUGUCUCCACAGCUCCUGUAUGACACGUCCCCACUCACCUGGUCCCGCUGCAGCCGCGAGUACAUCACACGCUUCCUCGACAGGGGCUGGGGGCUGUGCCUGGAUGACCCCCCAGCCCAGGAGGUGCUGGACUUUCCCCUGGUGCCCCCGGGGGUCCUGUACGAUGUGAGCCACCAGUGCAGGCUGCAGUACGGCCCCUACUCCACCUUCUGUGAUGACAUGGACAGUGUGUGUCACACGCUGUGGUGCACAGUGGGGACCACGUGUCACUCCAAGCUGGAUGCAGCUGUCGAUGGCACGGCGUGUGGGGACAGCAAGUGGUGCUUCAAUGGCGAGUGUGUCCCCGUGGGCUACCGGCCCCAGCCCAUCGAUGGUGCCUGGGGCUCCUGGAGCUCCUGGGCCUCCUGCUCCCGCAGCUGUGGGGCAGGAGUGCAGAGUGCUGAGAGGCACUGCAGCCACCCCACGCCCAAGUACGGGGGCCGGUUCUGCCUGGGGGAGCGGCGGCGGUUCCGGAUCUGUAACGUGCGGCGCUGUCCCCAGGGCAGCCCCUCCUUCCGCCAGCUCCAGUGCAGCCACUUCAACCCCAUGCUCUACAAAGGGAAACUCUACAAGUGGACACCGGUGCCCAACAGCUUGAACCCCUGUGAGCUGCACUGCCGGCCCGAGCGCGAGUUCUUUGCGGAGAAGCUUCGGGACGCGGUGCUGGACGGGACCCCGUGCUACGACAGCGACUCCAGCAGGGACAUCUGCAUCAAUGGCAUCUGCAAGAACGUGGGCUGUGACUACGAGAUCGACUCUCAGGCAGUGGAGGAUCGCUGUGGGGUGUGCCACGGGGACGGCUCCACCUGCCACACCGUCCACAAGACCUUCGAGGACAGCGAGGGGCUGGGGUAUGUGGACAUUGGGAUUAUCCCCGUGGGAGCCCGGGAGAUCCGGAUUGAAGAGGUGGCAGAGGCCGGGAAUUUCCUGGCUCUGCGGAGCGAGGACCCCGAGAAAUAUUUCCUGAAUGGAGGCUGGACCAUCCAGUGGAACGGGGACUACAAGGUGGCAGGCACCACCUUCACCUACAAGAGGACGGGGAACUGGGAGAACCUCACCUCUCCAGGGCCCACCGUGGAGCCCGUGUGGAUCCAGCUGCUGUUCCAGGAGACCAACCCCGGGGUCAGGUACCAGUACACGAUCCAGCGCCCGGCCGACAGCGAGAACGAGAUCGAGCAGCCCGAGUUCCUCUGGCGCUUUGGCUCCUGGACCACCUGCACGGCCACCUGUGGGACAGGGGUGCAGAGGCAGGUGGUGCACUGUGUGGAGAGGCUGGCAGGUCUGGUGGAGGAGCACUUCUGUGAUGCCCUCACCCGCCCCGACGACCAACAGCGCACCUGCAGCGAGGAGCCCUGCCCGGCCAGGUGGUGGGUGGGUGAGUGGCAGCAGUGCUCAGCCUCGUGUGGCGGGGCAGGGCUGAUGAAGAGGACGGUUCUGUGCAUCCAGAGCGUGGGGCUGGACGAGCAGAGGGCCUUGCAGCCAGCACACUGCCAGCACCUGCCCAGGCCAGAUGCCACCGCACCCUGCCACCCCCAGCUCCCCUGUCCCUCCCCAUGGACCGUGGGCAACUGGUCUGAGUGCUCUGUGACCUGUGGAAAUGGGACCCAGAGGCGCUCUGUGCACUGCAGCAACAGCACUGGGGCAGAGUGUGACCCUGCACUGAGACCCAGCCCUGACAGGGUCUGCUCCUUGCCACAGUGCCACCAGAACUGGGACAGUGCCGACUGGUCUGGCAGCGGCUCCUCCAGCAGGGAGGUAUUUAAUGAAAUCCAUUACAUCCCCAGCAACCACAUUCCUAAAUUUAACCCCUUAAUCCCAAACAUCCCGGAGUCCAACGACGUCAAUGUCAUCACCGAGGAGGAUUUCUCAGCCAGGAAAGGAAAUGUCUUUGUGGAUGAUUUUUACUACGAUUAUAACUUCAUCAACUUCCACGAGGAUCUGUCCUACUACCCCUUCACGGAGAAGGAGAGCAAAGGAGAGGAGCCAAAGCCAGAGCUGAGCCCUGGUGGCACAGAGGGGCCCUGGGAGGUGCCCACUGAGGCUCUGCUCAGCACCGAGCUGGGAGGAGACAGCGAGGAGCACCCAGGCACCGAGGAGGAAAACACUUCUGCUCCUGGGCACCACCGAGGCACAGAGCCCGGGGAUUUGGCCACCAAUGACCUCCUGAGCGUGGCCCCUGAGGAUGUGGGAUCAGCCAGGCCCAGAUACACCACCCCUGGCUUUUGGGGUGAGGAGGAGGAUGCAGUGCUUGUGCCCCACUCUGAGCAGCACCCACCCACCCAGAGCUCUGUGAGCCACGGCCACCCAUGGGAUGGACCCCACAGAGCUGUGCCCAGCAGGACCAGCCUUGGGCAGGGUGUCCCAGCCCAUGGCUCCUGGGGUCCCCAGCCAGCUGCUCAGGUGCCCACGGGCUGGGGCAGUGCCACUGUGGGUGUGCCCCACGGGCCAGGAGCACUGGGCAGUGUGAGCACAGAGGGACACGGCACGGCCAGGUCUGCAGGGAGAGGCCACCAGGACUCCAGGGAAAUGGGUCUGGCCAUCACCAGUGACAUUGAUGGGGCAGCCCCACGGCCCACGGGGCGGCACGGGUGGGCAGGAAUGCCAGAGGGGGUGCUGGACACACAGGCAGGAGGGCAAGCCCAUGGCAUGGACAGGGCACACCUUGCUUUGCCCACCCCGGGCUGGGAGGUGGCAGGGAGUGCUGGCAGCCCCCACCCUGCCCUGAGUCCCCCUCAUGUGGGUGCUGACGGGGCUCCUGUGGGACACGGAGGGCAGCAGCCAGAGCUCCACACCCCCACAGCUCCCACCUCAACCCCCUGGGUGGCCACAACAGCCCCUCCAGUGUCCUUGUCCCCUACCAUGCCCAGCCCAGUCCCCCAGCUCACCUCCAGUGGCCUCAGCCAGCAGGAUGCCCUGGUGCCAGCCGUGCCCACAGCCCCAGCUCAGGGCCCACCUGCCCACGCUGCAGGGUCUCCCCUGGAAUGGGGGACACAGGGGCUGUCCCAGCACACGGAUCCAGCAUGGCCCAGCACUGAGCUGACCUCCCAUGGGACCCUGCUCAGUGUCACUGCACCCAGGGAGCCCUCAGCAGGGACACCCCCAGCGACAUGGGCACCCCCAGGGACAUCUGCCUCCAGUGACAGGGGGCACAAGCCCCCUCCUUUGCUCCCCCCGCUCUGGGAGAAGAGGGAGGAGGAAGAGGAGGAGGAAGAGGAGGCUCUGCUGCCACCAUCAGCCACUGCCAAGCCCAGCUGGGAGGUCGGGAACUGGAGUGAGUGCUCGGCCACGUGCGGCCUGGGCGCCGUGUGGAGGCCCGUGCGCUGCAGCAGCGAUGGCGGCUGUGCCGAGGCCGACAGGCCCGUCCCUGCCCGGAGGUGCUCCCUGAGACCCUGCUCGGCCUGGAGAGUGGGCAACUGGAGCAAGUGCUCCAGGAGCUGCGGCGGUGGCACCAAGGUCCGGGACGUUCACUGUGUUGACACCAGGGACCAGCGGCUGCUGCGGCCGUUCCACUGCCAGCCCGGGCUGUCCCAGCCCCCGGCACAGCUGCCGUGCCGGAGCUCGCCGUGCCUGCCCUGGUACACAUCAUCCUGGAGAGAGUGCUCAGAGCCCUGCGGUGGAGGGGAGCAGGCUCGGCUGGUGACGUGCCCGGAGCCCGGGCGCUGCGAGGAGACAUCGAGACCCAACAGCACCCGGCCCUGCAACACCCAGCCCUGCACCACCUGGGUGGUGGGCUCCUGGGGACAGUGCUCGGCUCCCUGCGGAGGGGGCAUCCAGCGGCGCCAGGUGAAGUGCAUGGACACCAGGACAGGUGCGGCAGAGGAGGACAGCAGCCUGUGUGACCAUGAACCACGGCCAGAGAGCACCCAGAAGUGCAACCCCCAGGACUGUGAGAGCUCCGAGCCAGGUGUCCCCUGCGAGCGCGACCGCCUGAGCUUCGCCUUCUGCCGGACUCUGCGGCUGCUGGGCAGGUGCCAGGUGCCCCCGGUGCGCAGCCAGUGCUGCCGGAGCUGCCAGCGCCUCUCCCGGAGGUGA
Messenger RNA from Sturnus vulgaris (Common starling), 5391 nucleotides. The record is from RefSeq and is a predicted model, not a curated record. NCBI's taxonomy places the organism in Eukaryota, Metazoa, Chordata, Aves, Passeriformes, Sturnidae.